Paramuricea clavata is the source of this 537-nucleotide messenger RNA. The record is from the annotation of a GenBank genome assembly. Lineage: Eukaryota; Metazoa; Cnidaria; Anthozoa; Malacalcyonacea; Plexauridae.
AUGUUCUGUUUUCACUGCCAGAAAGAGGACCACUCUCUUAACGACUGUAAAGACUUUCUUGCGUUUGACUUUGAUCAUCGAAAGACAUUUUUGAGAGAAAACCGAAUAUGUUUCAACUGCUUAGAAACGACGAAUCACAUCGCGAAGAAAUGUGACCAGAAAAAACCAGAAUGUGCGACAUGUGCCCAGAGACACGCAACAGCUUUGCAUGAUCCACAACGACAUCCCAGUGAACCCAAGGCGGAUACAAAAUGCACACGAGUUCGUGGCUCACACCAGACUACCAAAUCAUAUGCCAAGAUUGUACUCGUGUGGCUUCGUCACCCAUUCGUCCCAGAUAGAGAAGUCCUCACCUAUGCCCAGCUGGACGACCAAAGUACUGCGGUCCUUGUUAAGGAAUCUGUGUUUGAGAGACUCGGAAUCGAAGCAUCCCCUACUAAUAUAAAAGUCUCAACAGUCUUAAGCAAAGACCAACUUAUUGCAAGUUAUCGUGUACGGGACCUAGAAGUCUCAGGAAGUCUCGGGAUGACCUCCUAG